AUGGAUCUAGAAUAUGAAGGAACUUUAUUCACUGAGAGGGAUUUUCGUGAUACAUGUGCUAUUGAAGAUAAAAGGUUAGAAUAUGCAUUUUUGUCUGUUUUAACCCAAACAACACUGAAGCGUCAGUUUUCUGGAACUUACCACAUAAAACCAGAAGUAAAGACUGAGUAUCUUGGAUGCUAUUGUGGGAUUCCAGAGAAAGGAAGAAGUGCAGAUUGUAGUGCAGAGAAGCAACUCUUCUUAAAUGAGCACCAGUUAAUUUUGUGGAUAUAUGAUCCCGAAAGUGCAGAUGCCUCUGAGUUGAAUCACACUGCAGUUUUUCCAUCAGAAAGUUCUCAGAUACUCAGCAAGAUGUUACAGAUUUGGGGACAGAAACCUGUUGUUCAGACCUAUUUCAAGCAAAAAACAUACCACUGUCAGAGGCUUCCAAAAUCCGGCACUUGUUAUAAAAGAGAAGCCAGACAUGUUUUUAAAGUUGGAGCAGAACACAAGCUUCCUGAGAGUGAAAUACUUCGAAUGCAUUCAAGAUAUUGGAGUUCAUCUGUUUAUCCAGUGCAGAGUGGAAAACAAUUAAGUACUUGGGCAGCAGGGAUGUCUACUGAGCUGUAUGUUGGAUACAAUGAAGCAUUUAAUAAAAUAGCAGAUACUGCAAGCUUAGUGAAGAUCGUCAGUUUUCCAAACACUGCUUCUUUAACUGUAACAACUGUUAGCUGGGACUCAGUCCCAUGCGAAGUGACAAUGUCACUUAUUUGCAAUGCCUGCAGCUCCUCCAGACUAUUUUUUCUGGCAUUUUAUAAUGAAGGCAGACAACUUUGGGGCUUAGGAGAUUUUUGCUUACCUGUUCCUCACAGUUCUGCUAUGAGGAUGAUAUACAUAAAUUCAGCAUUAUCUUCUGGACUGCUGUGGGAUGAUGUGUUUGCUACACCUGUAAAAACAGCACGGAUAAUGGAUAUCUUCAUGUGUCUGGAUCAACACUACCAGAAAUGUCUGAUGGGAGCACUAUCCACCAGAUUAUUCUCGGUCUCCCACUUUUUUGUUGGCUGCCCUCCAGGAAGGCACAUUGCUGUUAAGAUAUACGAUGGUGAUAUUUGUGUUAGAAAUGUUGAAGCAAAUUUUGUAUUAUGGGAGAUAAAAGGCAGAACUGAUGAUGGAUACACUUCAUCCAUGAAAAAAAAUUACAGAUCCUGUUUUGAGCUUGAGAACAGUUCAAAGGAAGGACUGAAUGAGCAGUAUCAGAUUUUAAACAGCACUUCUCAAAACCACAUGGCUCGGCCUUUUAGUCAUGAUGCCACUUACGUGUUCAGAGUGAGGAUAUUAACUCGAAACUACAGGUCAGAUGUUUCUAUGGCUAAGUUUUAUUCCUUCAUCACACUCAGCACCUUGUUGGUCUGUGCCACCUUCUGCUACAGAUACAGCCUCACUUGGAAGUCUGAAACACUGGGCAGAAGACCUAAAGGCCAGUAUCUCACUGAUACACUAACAAAGUAAAACUUUAAAUAGGAUGGUGUUUGGGACAAGUGAUACACUGUUUAUUAACAGAUGGUUUUGCAAGUACUUCUUAUAUCUCUAUAAUACUAUUUAAUGCAUUUAGUUUCAUAUACA
Molecule: messenger RNA, 1602 nt
Organism: Lagopus leucura (white-tailed ptarmigan)
Lineage: Eukaryota; Metazoa; Chordata; Aves; Galliformes; Phasianidae
Gene: CATSPERE
Product: catsper channel auxiliary subunit epsilon
Exons: 12
Coding region: 1-1488 (495 amino acids)
Biological process (GO): flagellated sperm motility; sperm capacitation
Cellular component (GO): sperm principal piece; CatSper complex
Source: RefSeq, a predicted model, not a curated record